Molecule: messenger RNA, 7537 nt
Organism: Monopterus albus (swamp eel)
Lineage: Eukaryota; Metazoa; Chordata; Actinopteri; Synbranchiformes; Synbranchidae
Gene: tulp4b
Product: TUB like protein 4b
Exons: 15
Coding region: 262-5736 (1824 amino acids)
Molecular function (GO): protein binding
Source: RefSeq, a predicted model, not a curated record
GACUGCACAACUCUACAGAACCACAUCUGGGAGACUUGGGAUGGGCCACUGGGAUCAAAGCCUCACAUCAUUACACGGCAAAGUCUAAUGCUGAGCUGCUUGAUUUCAAUGAAUACAGAGCUAGACAACAUCUGGCUGUAUGAUGCGUUGUAAUUUCCCAUAGGUUGUAUUGUAAGUAGCAAGAGCACAGCAGCCAUCACCCUUCAGUGCAUCACCUGAAUGGCAAUAUGGACACCUUCAGUAGAGGAAUUUUGACUCAACAUGUCCAGGAACCAUGAGCCUGGUCAGUCAGUAGGGAUGUUGGCUGCCGUGGAACAUGGUCCCAUCCUCUGCAGCGACUCCAACAUCCUCUGCCUCUCGUGGAAAGGCCGGGUCCCUAAAAGCGAGAAGGACAAGCCAGUGUGUCGCAGGCGGUACUAUGAGGAGGGCUGGCUUGCCACGGGGAACGGGAGAGGAGUUGUUGGGGUGACGUUUACAUCGAGUCACUGCAGGAGGGACAGAAGUACACCUCAGAGAAUCAAUUUUAACCUGCGAGGACAUAACAGUGAGGUUGUCCUGGUGCGUUGGAAUGAACCCUUUCAGAAGCUGGCCACCUGUGAUAUGGAAGGAGGGAUUUUUGUAUGGAUCCAGUAUGAAGGAAGAUGGUCUGUGGAGUUAGUGAAUGACAGAGGAGCCCAGGUGAGUGACUUUACAUGGUCACAUGAUGGCACUCAAGCCCUCAUCGCGUACAGGGAUGGUUUUGUGUUAGUCGGCUCGGUCAGCGGACAAAGACACUGGUCCUCUGAGAUUAACUUGGAGAGUCAAAUCACCUGUGGCAUUUGGACACCUGAUGAUCAGCAGGUGUUGUUUGGUACAGCAGAUGGUCAGGUGAUAGUGAUGGACUGUCAUGGACGGAUGCUUGCUCAUGUUCUGUUACACGAGUCUGAUGGGAUCGUGAGCAUGUCCUGGAAUUGCCCUGAUUUCCUGGUUGAAGACAGUACAGAGAGCGACACCGACUCUGAUGACAACGUUCUGCCUCUAGUGCGGAGAGUCAAGCCUCUGUUGACAGUCACCUUCUUGUCAGGAGAUAUCAGUUUAAUGAACAACUAUGAUGACCUCUCUCCAGCCAUAAUUCGCUCAGGGCUGAAAGAUGUUGAGACCCAGUGGUGCUCGCAGGGAGACCUGCUGGCUGUGGCAGGCAUGGACAGACACGGGCUUCCUGCCGACUCUGCCUGCGUGUCCAUCAUGAGAAAUGCCCUUGUUAAGUUCUAUAAUGUACAAGGAGAACACAUCUACACAUUGGAAACACCUGCACAGAGACCCAUCACCACCAUCUGUUGGGGUCACAGAGAUUCUCGUCUGUUCCUUGCAUGUGGGCCGGCACUGUAUGUGGUGCGUGUGGAGCACAGAGUGGCCAGCCUCCAGCUUUUAUGUCAGCAGGGCAUCGCCAGCGCCCUGCGAGAGGAGAAAGAUGUGGGGAAGCUGAACAUUCCCUCGCUGCUCUGCUCUUAUGUCACCACUGCUUUCAUACCCACCAUCAAGCCCCCAAUCCCUGACCCCAACAACAUCCGUGACUUUGUCAGCUAUCCCACAGCUGGGAACGAGAGGCUGCACUGCACCAUGAAGCGAGCAGAGGACAGCCCUGAGGCAGGAGGACCCUGCUACACUCUCUACCUAGAAUAUUUAGGAGGGCUUGUGCCUAUUCUCAAAGGAAGGCGCAUCAGUAAACUACGGCCCGAGUUUGUCAUUAUGGAUCCAAAAACAGAUAGCAAAGCAGAGGAGGUGUGUGUGAAUCCCAUGAUCUCAUACACUGACAGCUGUAACUGCUCUGACUCCAGUGACAUUGAGUUGAGCGAUGAGUGGGUCGGGAAGAAGUCACCAAAGUUAUCCCGAGGAAACAGGAUAAACAUAGAAUCAAGAAAAUCUCCCAAACUUUCACGAGCAAAUCAGGAAGGCCAACGGUCGCCACGGUUGCCAACUAAGAAGCCUCCAGUUCGAUCACCAAGUCUAACCCGUCGAGAAUUUUCUAUGGAUGGGAUCACAGAGCACAACUACCUUGCUCAAGUCACAUCCAACAUUUGGGGAACAAAGUUCAAAAUUGUUGGACUAGCGUCGUUCCUUCCUACCAAUCUUGGUGCAGUCAUCUAUAAGACCAGUUUGCUUCAUUUGCAACCAAGACAGAUGACAAUUUACCUUCCAGAAGUGCGAAAGAUUUCACAUGACUUUAUGAGCUUGCCUGUGUUCAACCCCAAUGUGUUCAGUGAAGAUGAGGAUGACUUACCAGUGAUGGGGCCAUCUGGAGUGGCAGGAGACAAUCCUCCCUGCACAGUCAACAUUCCCAUUGCUCCUAUCCACAGCCCAGCUCAGGCCAUGUCCCCGACUCAGAGUAUUGGCCUGGUUCAGUCUCUGCUGGCCAAUCAGAACAUUCAGCUUGAUGUCCUGACCAACCCUACAGCCACUGCAGCAGCAGCAGCUGCAGCAGCAGCUUCUGUCCCCGUCACUGAUCAUGGCCAAGAUGCGGUUGCAACAUCAUACCCCGUGCCAACUAGAUACUCAAAUCCUGGUCAGGUGAUCUUCAGCGGGCUAGAGAUGGGAGCUCUUCUGCCUGGAACUCUACCACCCCCACCUCCACCUCACCAUCUCCCACCGCAGCCUCACCCACAGCGGUCUCAUUCACAGCAGCCUCACCAACAACCAUCGAAACAGUCACAACAGUCACAACAAAUGCAGACACAGCAGCAGCAGCAGAAAAUGCAUCAUCAUCAUCAGCAACAGCAACACCACCAUCAGUCCCAGUCACAGCAGCAACAACAGCAAUUACAGCAGCAACAACAGCAAUUACAGCAGCAACAUCAACAGCUACAGCAACUGCACCACCAACAGACGCUACAACAACAGCAGCAACAACACCAACAACACCAGGUUCAGCAACACCAACAAAUGCAGCAAACUCAACAUCAAGUAACAAACCAGCAAUUUCAACAUCAACAGCAAAUCCAACAUCAGCAGCAACAGAUGCAGCUGCAGCAUGAGCAGAUGCAGCAACAGCAGCAACAGAUGCAACAGCAACAGCAACAAAUCAGGCAACAGAUCCAGGAGAUGAGGCAGCAGCAGCAGCAGCUCCAGCAACAGCAUCAGCAGAUCCAGCAGCAACAUCAACAGAUGCAGAGGCAGCACCAACAAAUGCAGCAGCAGCUGAAGAUACAGAUGUCACUGCCCCCUCCUCCAUCUGGCUAUCCAACUAUUUCCUUACAACAGCUUCAUCUUCUGCCUCAAAUUCCUCCACUGACCACUGAGCCUGGGUUAGACAGGGGUGAGCAUGGACACACUCUGAAGCCAACUCUGCCACGAACUUUACCUCCCUCCUUAAAUGACAGAGAUGGGUCUGUGGAGAUUCAGAUGAGGAAGGUGAAUCCUCCUCCCCCGUACCCAGGGACCGUGGUGUCUGCAGCAGUGGCUACAGCUGCUGCUACACCUCAAACUCUUGUCACAAACUGUGACAAGCCGAGUGUCCUGGCUCCUGACCCCUGUCUUAAGAAAGAUGAGUUUUUGCUUAACUCUGUCACCUUACAGUACCCAACUCCUCUGGGGUAUGAAAGGAUCACAACCUUUGACAGCAGUGGCAAUGUGGAGGAGGUUUGUCGACCACGCAGGCGCCUCAUUCGCAACCAAAAUGCAUAUACUGUGCAUGGCAUCGGGGGCUCAGCUACACUCAAAGUUACUUCCUCUGAGAGUAAAAAAAUUCAGCUUCCAUACAGCUCAGCGACACUGAGUCGUCUUUCUGUCCCUCGAUACUCAAUACCAAGUGGAGACCCUCCACCCUACCCUGAUCCGGCCAAUCAGCCACUAACUGCAACACUUCCUCCCCCCCAGAGAAUUGAUAGCAGUCUGAUGCAUGCCACUCUACGCCAUGACCGCAGAGAUGUGGGACUUAAAGUGCCACAGCUGAUGGAAAGCUCAAGAACCCUUCCCACCAAGGCAAAAAUGAACAGUGCACUACCUCUUAGCUACCAGCAGAGGGUGCCCACUGCACUGUACACAUGCACACAGUGUAGCAGUAAUAGCAGCAGCACCAGUGUCAGUGUCACUGGAGGGGGAACUACAAGUAGUGGUAUUGCAGGUGGCACAGUGGUGAGACAGGACUUCCCACCGGGCAAAGGUGCACAUCACAGUACUAUUAUCGUGCACUCCAAAAGUGCCUCACCCCUGGCCUCCCAGUCAUCUUACAGUCUGCUGGGUGCUGUUGAUAAAAGCCGAGACAGAACAGUGUAUGUUAACUCUGCCUUUACAGAGGAUGAGACUUUAAACCAGCAGUGUCACCUUGAAAAAUCUGUGCGUCAGUUAACGCUUGGUGAUGUGAGUUUGACAGUUAAACGCCCUCCGCCUUACCAGUGGGACACCUCCGCCACAGAGGAGUUCUGGCUCACCCCAGAGCAAACAAUGUUAGCUCCCCCACUGGGACCUCAUAAACCACCUCCGAUCAUCAUCAGUCAAACUCAGCACUUGGAUAUGACCCGACUUCCUUUUGUCCUCACGACUAAACCUCCAACCAGUCCGAGCACAAGCACUCUUACUUUUCCAUCAGGGUACCAGAUAUCCCUAUCUCCUUUUCCUCCGGGUGUGUCUCACAGUGGACCCCCACUUCAGACCUUACAGAACCCUCCACCACAGUGCUCUCCAAAUGAAGUGGUUGGUCCAGUCCCUUUUGCUCAGCAGGAUCCCAGUUUGGUCUUGCCUCCAGGUUACCCUCCGAAUCUUGCUAACUUGGCUUGCUGUCCUCUCCCUCCAAUGUAUCCAGGAGCCAGCUCAUGUGCUGGACUCCAGCUGCACCCUGUCAGCCUUCACCCCUGGAACCCCUACCCAUGCCCACCACCCAUGCAAGACCCUCCAGCACCUCCCCUCCCUACCAAAACUCAUCAGAUUUUAGAGAAGCCAAUUCUCUCCCCACCACCUCCAACUGCUCCCCCUCCACCGCCCCCUCUCCCCCCUCCUCCUCCACCUACUGAGCUACCACCAUCCAAAAGUGCUACAGAGGAUCUAGCAGAGUCUGCCAACAACUUUCCAGAGCCAUCAUCUCUGAAUGAAAGUCCUGUGCCACAGGAGUCAGAGCGAUUCAACAAGAAGAGCCGUAAAAGACUGGACAGUAGAGCCGAGGAGGCCAACAUGCCCACUGUCUCUGAGGGCAAAUCCAGAAAGGAUGGGCGUGCACUCUCUGAUUUUAACACCCUCAUUUCCAGCCCAAGGCUUGGCAGUAGAGAGAAGAAAAAGCCCAAGGGACAGAGAGAGCAACUCAAUAAAACCAAGAAGAUGAGCAGGACCACAAAUGAGUUCCAGGAUAGUUCAGAGAGUGAGCCAGAGCUGUUCAUUAGUGGUGAUGAGCUCAUGAACCAGAACCAGAGUAGUAAGAAGAGCUGGAAGAACAAGCGUAGCCUGCGUAUGGCGAGUGAGCUGGAGGAGAUUAAAUGCCGCAAGGCGAAUGAAAGAGAAGACCGUAGCUUGGGCAGCCAAGGGUUUGUCUAUGUUAUGGCCAAUAAACAACCAUUAUGGAACGAAGCCACCCAGGUCUAUCAGCUGGACUUUGGAGGACGAGUCACACAGGAGUCAGCAAAGAAUUUUCAGAUCGAGCUGGACGGUAGACAGGUCAUGCAGUUUGGGCGAAUAGAUGGGAAUGCAUAUAUUUUAGAUUUCCAGUAUCCUUUCUCAGCAGUACAGGCAUUUGCUGUUGCCUUGGCCAAUGUGACUCAAAGGCUGAAGUGAAAAAGUUGUUUUGUGUUGUUGUAAACAAAUUGAAAAGAAGCCACAGUGGCGUUACUGUCCAACCUGUGAUGUGGGGCUAAGAAAAUGUCAGUGUUGUGGCGGUUCUGUUUUUUAAAGAGGAAAUUAAUAUACAAGUUGGUCUUGCACAUGCUGAUAAUUUACAGUCAGGGCAGAGUCAGUCUAGGUCAGUGAGGAUGAAGUUAUGCUCUUAAUUCAUAAGGCCUAGUUGAUAUGUUGAAUGCUUUCAAGCUAAUUUUAUUUAUUAUUCAAAUAUUAAUUACUGGAAUAAAUGAUACACAACCUAAUGUCAUAUGUCAAACUUUCUUGGAUAAACAAAAGGUAAACUAUAUUAUAUGAGUCAAAGGUGUGGACACUUUCCCGCUAAAUUUAAUGGGACAGCAUUUAUGAUGCGUCCAAAAAAAAGUAAAUAUCUUGAAGUAGACUGGCAUUCAAAAUUGCAGAUAAAAUUUCCGUAAGCCAUACCCUAUCUGAACCAAACACUGUACUAUUUUAAGUAUUUAAGUGCAGUCAAUGAAUUGUGUUUCUUAUGAGUAUCAAGUUUAUUGUUAUUUGGGUUUCAAUGUCUUUGUUUCAUCUUCAUUUAAAUCCAGUUUGUUCAAAUUCUUCUGUUUUGUUAGUAAAAUCUCAUAUACAUUAUGUUUUAGUUGCUGAACAUGCAUUUGAAGAAUAUAUUGAGUUUGUAAUAGCAACAUGAAUAGCUGGGUACAGAUAGCCAUAGUUUGUAUAUUUUCUAUCUGUGUUACUUCUAUGAAGUGGUGCAAUGAACUUAGUCAUUCAUAUUUUUGGCCACUGCAAAUCAUGAUAAUUUUACAAUGUGUUAAUUUUCCAUGUGUGAAAUUAAACACUGUCAAAUGUUUUUUCUCCCUCCCUUUACAAUGGCUCAAAUUGUCAGUAAUGGUGUAGUGAGUACAGUAUAGGUGUGCCAAAUAUAGUCAAAUGUGUUUGGCUGAAAGUAAAUCAGUAGGAAAAUUCAAUAUUCUUUUCUGAUGGUCUCAUACCCAAACAUAAUAAUUUGCAUAUGGUAAAGAUGGAGAUCUUCCCAGUCGGUCUCACUUGGUUGGCUCUGUGUUGUUUUCAUUGGGUGUUUAUGAUGCUGCUUGAAAACUGCAAUAGAAUGUGAAGUACAGUAGUUUGCCUCUUUGGAAAUCAGUGCUGCUUUAGAUAGAGCUUGUUUGCACUAAUGCUACCUACAUAGAACUGAUGUUGUAUUCGCAAACAAAAAUAUCAUGCUGCUUGCACUUUGUAUUUAGUAAGUGACCUAACAUCAUUAUAUGCUUACAAAAAUGUGCUUAUAUGUUGCUAAUUUUGGUCAUUUUUGCACUUCACCUUUGUUUUAACAUGGUAUAAAGAGUUUUUUGAUGUUGCACUUACAGAAAAAAGAACAAAAAACUUGCAAAGGAAUUAAAUAUAACAUAGGUUUUUCAGAUUACUUGUUAGUAGGAGUGAGAUUUGUGUAUAUUUGGUGCUAAUGUAUAAAGAAACAACUGAGAAAGUGUUUGGACGUUUGUCAUUUGCAUUUAGGUUAUUUUAACAUGAAAGUGUUUUAAGAGAGCUUAUAGGAAAUUUAGUAGAGAGAUUUCAUUUAAGAGCUCUUUAUUUAAAGCAGCUUCAGAGACUUCAGAAAAGGUCUGUGUCAGUUAUCAGCAAUACUGCCUAAUGAAUAGUUGGUUGCCUGAUUUCCUUUCUCUCUCUCUCUCUUUAUUUGUGAAGGAAACAAAAAAAAUGACAUGACCAUGGGUUUACAAGGACCUAUAGGCUGGCCAGAAUAAAAAUCUAUUGU